Eremomyces bilateralis CBS 781.70 is the source of this 1714-nucleotide messenger RNA. RefSeq lists its product as uncharacterized. Lineage: Eukaryota; Fungi; Ascomycota; Dothideomycetes; Eremomycetales; Eremomycetaceae. The transcript has 4 exons. The record is from RefSeq and is a predicted model, not a curated record. Bases 273 to 1655 code for a protein of 460 amino acids.
UGUCUGAAAAAUAUCUGGAUGUGAUCGAAGCGGAAGAUGAGUAUCGACAUUAGGAGGCACUCGGCUCCUACAUGGGAGUUGGAAGCAGUGUCAAAUGCAGUGCAUACAUCUCCGAAGUUUUGGAUGGCAUGCACGAAUGGGAGAAGGCUGGGGCCAACGCGGCCACCACUUUGAUGGCACUCGUUCCGACAUUCCUUGCGUUUGGCAACUUGUAUGUCUAUACCAUAUGGACUCGGAUCGUUACCUACUUGCACCCCUAGCCUGCUUUAGGUAUGUCCCACGGAGCUCAGAAGCAUUCGCAACAAGUUGGAUUAUCGGAGUUGGUGCUGCCAUGUAUAGCCUGGGUUUGCCUGUCAGAAGCAAAAACGCCGUUCCACGAGGGUCGAGUGAUGGAGAUUGGUGCAUUUGGGAUCGCACCGAUUAGUAUGAUAGCAGAUCUCGCCGAUCUGAGCAUCCUGGCAACACUAGAAUCUCUCCGGAGCUGGACGAGGCCAGGAAACAAGACGGCGCAUAUGAGGGACUUUGUCAAGAUUCGAGAAAGAGCAAUGAACGAUUGGCUAAAACGGUACCACUGGUGGCAUAUACCGGCUAUUAUCGUUGCCGUUAUCCAAGGCGUGAUCUUUGGGAUUGCGAUCGAGCCACUCUUUAAAGCCGGAGGCGUGCCUCGAUUCCUUUUCCAUUGCGCGGAACAGAACUGGACUGGUCUUUACCUCCUUGUUAGCGCGGCUGCAAAUGCAGUUUUCCGACUUCUAAUGUGGCACGCUUCUGACCAUGAAGUCGUCAGCGUUUACGCGCUCUCUGAUAGUGCCAAACUAACUCUUCAGGACAUAGUUGACUCUGAUCCCACAGCAUCGACAAACACCACUGCGACCACAUUACCACCGCUCUAUUACCCCCUCAUGUCCAAGAUCGUCUGGACCUUGAGCAACUUCUGGGCGAAAUUGCGAAAGCGGCAGCCUUCCCCCCCUAAGCACCCUCAAGGCGCAGUUGUAACGCCCCUGAAAGACCAAAUCGAAUACGCCAAAGCCAUCUUCCGAAGGCCCAGCGAAAUCCUCCAUAGCGGCUUCAAAACCACCGACGCUGCGCCCCGCUGGCACCCUCUCAUUAUCUUGGUGCAUCUCUCAACGAUGGGCCGACCCCAGCUGAAGAUGCUGUUCACCGGGUUCGUGGAAGCCGCCCUCCUUCUCAUCCUCACCUUCUUCUUCGCCGCGCAGUGGGGCGGGAACCUGUUCAUCACUGCGUGGGCGCUCGGCCUCCUAUUUAUUUUCAUCACCGUCGGCUGCGCGCUGGCGCUAGUCUACGUCUGGCUCAGCGCGCAGGUGUGGGGCCUCCAUGUCAUCAAUUGCGAUGAGCGGACCAAAAUCGUGGGCUGCUUGAGGAUCCUGUGCAGCAUGGAAGAAGAGCUAGUGGAGGCCAAUGGCGCUCAUUCCUUCAACGGGCAUCGACUGGAUUACUUGCAGUCGUUCAAAAGGUGGAGGCUGGAUUAUGUGAGCGGGAGACAUGAUCAAAAUCAUGCACCAUCAAGCGCGAGCGCGCCGAAAGAAAGUCAGGAGAAAGAUAACGUGGCGAUAGAGGUAGAUGUCACGCCAGUGGAUAAUAGUGCGGAUGCUCCAGUGGCACAGCCAGAAGUGGCGACAGUUGACCGGAUUGUAUAGCGUGCGGUCAUCUGGCAUCUCUAGAAUUGAUAACAAGAUUUGAGUCUGCCUCGUAUCCG